CUCAUCCGAACUAUCCAGUGUCGUCCGCGAUGUAUCAACAGCGACCGUUGCCAUCAAAUUUCCCACCUGUACCACCAGUCGUGCCGGUGCAAUCGACACCAGGUCUCCAAACCAGCAACCCAUGGGAACAUCACCACUACAUCAGCCCCUCGUCACAGGCCACCUUCCCGCAGUCACAAGAUCGAUACAUUUGCCCCACCUGUAAUAAGGCUUUCAGCAGGCCCUCGAGCCUGAAAAUCCACUCUCACAGCCAUACAGGAGAGAAGCCUUUCCGAUGCCCGCACAACGGCUGCGGCAAGGCCUUCUCAGUGCGGAGUAACAUGAAGCGACACGAACGAGGCUGCCACAGUGGCAUGGCCGGUCAUCAUAUUCCUCACGCACAUAUGAUUUGACGUUGCACGUCUUUGAGUUUCGCGAUCGCACAGUCUGUCAUGCAAUCCAAGCGAGGAGUUCCCAGGCGUUCAUCUGUGCAGGGAGGGUUUUGCAUGGCGUUAUUUGACGACAAGGUGUGGCGAGCGAAGCAAGCCCAUCCUGGUAUGGAACAGGCUUUAUUUUGGAAUUGGCCUUCGGCCGAUUCAUCACACUGGCCAAUGAGCGCAUGUCGUCCUAUCUCACACGGUAUUGACGCCUAUAGAGAUGUAUGUAUUAGUGUCACAAAUGAGUCGAUGAUGACCAACAGUGGCCACAAAGCACACAACAAGAAUUCAAUUCAUCAACCCAG
Messenger RNA from Pseudocercospora fijiensis CIRAD86, 721 nucleotides. RefSeq lists its product as uncharacterized. Bases 30 to 392 code for a protein of 120 amino acids. Gene Ontology annotation, molecular function: DNA-binding transcription factor activity, RNA polymerase II-specific; RNA polymerase II cis-regulatory region sequence-specific DNA binding. Gene Ontology annotation, biological process: regulation of transcription by RNA polymerase II. The record is from RefSeq and is a predicted model, not a curated record. Gene Ontology annotation, cellular component: transcription regulator complex; PcG protein complex. The transcript has a single exon. Lineage: Eukaryota; Fungi; Ascomycota; Dothideomycetes; Mycosphaerellales; Mycosphaerellaceae.